This is a messenger RNA of Oncorhynchus masou masou (cherry salmon), 2936 nucleotides long. RefSeq lists its product as uncharacterized. Gene Ontology annotation, biological process: fatty acid alpha-oxidation. The record is from RefSeq and is a predicted model, not a curated record. Bases 1360 to 2208 code for a protein of 282 amino acids. Gene Ontology annotation, molecular function: phytanoyl-CoA dioxygenase activity. The transcript is spliced from 11 exons. Lineage: Eukaryota; Metazoa; Chordata; Actinopteri; Salmoniformes; Salmonidae.
AUGUGAAAGUCACUGAAACCUACUCUUUGAAUAAAUGUAAUUUUCUUCCAACAUUGGAUGUUGCCCUUACAACACUGAGUUCACUUCACACAGACUCCCAGAGCAUCACCGUGUGAUAAUGAAGUGAUGAGGUGUGUUUAGAUGAGUGUCUGGCUCUGAAAUCCACUGACCAGUAGAUGGGGCUAUAGCAGGAGAAGCCAGAAUCCAGCUCUGUGUACCAGCUACAGGAAAGUAGGCUGUAUAUUUCUGACAGUGUCUUUGUGUACGUUCCACCCCUUAUUGUGUCUUUAGACUGUCAGAUUAGCUGUCAACUGAUGAGAGGUGACAUUCAUAGAGUUUGUACUUCCUUCUCUUGAACUGUGUCUGAACGAUGAUGAAUAUGACCUUGGGAAUGUCACCUCGGCUCAGCCUUUCACCUGUACUGUCAUUCUAGAUGAUUGACGUCUGUAGUUUCCACCUGCGACUCAGCCCUCCUGGCCGGACCGUAUAUAAGAGAUCACACAGGUUGAGGACUCCACAUCACCGAGACUUCUACUACCACAGGUUCAUACUGACCUACAGAGCCUCUGCUGUGACCAUCAUCCACACAUCAGACCACCGUCCAGACAGACGGAGACAUCUGAGACACCGGCAGAAGCAGACCGAGAAUGUCACAUGACUGGUACCGGAUGAGAGGGGCCACAUGAUGAACUCUAGAAUGUCACAUGACUGUCAUCUGAUGAGAGGUGCCACAUGAUGACCUACAGAAUGUCACAUGACUGUCACCUGAUGAGAGGUGCCACAUGAUGAACUACAGAAUGUCACAUGACUGUCACCGGAUGAGAGGGGCCACAUGAUGAACUACAGAAUGUCACAUGACUGUCACCUGAUGAGAGGAAAGAUGGCAUGUCAUUCAUUCAUGGAUGUGUCACCUUAACAAUGCCCCUUUUUCUAAGAACCAAGUUCAGGAGGAAGCAGAAUAAAUUGAGAUUGAGAUGAUGGGAAACUACAAUGAGUUGAUGAUUGACGUCUGUAGUUUCCACCUGCGACUCAGCCCUCCUGGCCGGACCGUAUAUAAGAGAUCACACAGGUUGAGGACUCCACAUCACCGAGACUUCUACUACCACAGGUUCAUACUGACCUACAGAGCCUCUGCUGUGACCAUCAUCCACACAUCAGACCACCGUCCAGACAGACGGAGACAUCUGAGACACCGGCAGAAGCAGACAGAGCCUUUACAGGAGCAGUGGUAGGCUUUCGGACAGAUCACACCAGGGGACAGUGGUUCUUCAAGUCUGACCCACUUCAGGUUAUAAAAACAGCCUUCACCCAGUGGAGUUGACACAGUCAGGACUGGCGUGUACAGCAGCCAACCCAGAGAUGAGUGUGUCAACGUGUCAGAUGAAGGAGCGUUACAACCAGCAGGGAUUCCUCUCUGCUGUACCGGUCCUAGACGACACAGAGCUGAGGGAGGCCAGACAGGCCUUCAACCACCUGGAGAGAGAGUUUGGUGAGGAGUAUACCCAGUACAGUCUCCACAAUGUGCACCUGAAGUACCCCUGGGUGAUGGGCCUGGCCAAACACCCCCACAUCCUACAGGUGGUACAGUCCAUCCUGGGCUCUGAUGUCAUCCUGCUAGACUCACGCUUCAUCUGCAAGUACCCAACAACCCCCACACCCCACCCCACAGCCACACAGGCAGGAAAUGAUGCCAUAACUCUGACCAGUGAGGAGGCAGUGAGGUCAUCAGAGAAGGACCAGCAGAGUGAGACUGGACUGCCCUUCGUGGCCUGGCACCAGGAUAUGAGGUACUGGGGAAUAGCUGGGGGUCCAGUCCUGUCGGUGUGGCUGGCUCUAGAUGAUUCACUGGCAGAAAACGGAGCCCUGAAGGUCAUCCCAGGAAGCCACUGCUCUGGCAUGCUGCCCCACCACCUCGCCUCCCGCCCCGGAAACAUGCUGUCAGUCAACCAGGAGAUCCCUGAGGAGCUGUUGCAAACGGAUAGCGCUCUACUCUGCCCCCUGCUGGCUGGGCAGAUGUCUAUCCAUGAUGGGUUCCUGGUCCACGCCAGUGACCCCAACACAUCCCAGAAGAGACGCUGUGGCUUUGUGAUCCGAUACGUCCCUACCUGUGCCUACCCUAUACAGGACCCAGACCGUCCCAGGCGUUUCCAUGCUACAGUGAUGGCCAGUGGAUCAGACCAGUUCAGUCACUUCUCCACCUUGCUGUGAUGAGCCUUACAGCACAACUACAACCAUAUCCAUAGAGAUCCCAUUACUGUAUUACUGUCUGAUACUUAGAGGAACCUCAUGAUACUGUAUUCACCUUGAUGACUUACUGCUGUGUUCACCUUGAUGAUAUCAGAUGAACAGUUUAAAAAUCACUUUUUGUACAUAGCCCCCCAUAUUAGGAGACCAAAAGUACUGGGACAAAUUCACUUCUAUGUAUUAAAGUAGUCAAAAGUUUAGUAUUUCGUCCCAUGUUCAUAGCACACAUUAACUAUAUCAAUCGUUUGACUCUACAAACUUGUUGGAUGCAUUUGUUGUUUGUUUUGGUUGAGUUUCAUUUUAUUUUGUGCCCAAUAUAAAUGUUAAAUAAUGGAGAUUAUAAUCGACUAUGUUUCUAAACACUUCUACAUUAACGUGGAUGUUAUCAUGAUUACGGAUAAUCCUGAAUGAAUCUUGAUUAAUGAUGAGUGAGAACCUUACAGACAAAAACAUCAUACUCUCCAAAAAUGCUAACCUUCCCUGUUAUUGUAAUGGUGAGAGGUUAGCAUGUCUUGGGGGUAUGAUAUAAAAUGCUAACCUCCCCUGUUGUUGUAAUGGUGAGAGGUUAGCAUGUCUUGGGGGUAUGAUAUAAAAUGCUAACCUCCCCUGUUAUUGUAAUGGUGGGAGGUUAGCAUGUCUUGGGGGUAUGAUAUAAAAUGCUAACCUCCCCUGUUAUUGUAAUGGUGGGAGGU